Messenger RNA from Alternaria arborescens, 2301 nucleotides. RefSeq lists its product as hypothetical. NCBI's taxonomy places the organism in Eukaryota, Fungi, Ascomycota, Dothideomycetes, Pleosporales, Pleosporaceae. The transcript has a single exon. The record is from RefSeq and is a predicted model, not a curated record. The coding region runs from base 1 to 2301 and encodes 766 amino acids.
AUGAAGUUCCUCCUCACUGCACUGCCAGUGAUCGCCUGCCCUGCCGCGGCUCUCACCUCGCGCAUGCCGCUAACCUUUGCCCUGCAGGCCCUACUCGUCCGCCAUGAAGCCUACGUCGCCGACUCGGAGCGCGAACGCAAGGAAAUGCUCCACACCAUCGACACGCUCGAGAAGGACAAGAUAGAGCUCGAAGCCAAGAAUGCGGAAACCAUAAAGGCCAACAGGGACCUCUUGGACCAGCUCGAGCAGCUCAACAGCGCCGUUGCCGAGUCGGAUGCCCACAUACGCGCGCUGGAAGACACGCUACGAUCCACCGAAGACGAGAUCGACCGUCUAAGCUCCCUUGCAGCGCGCACCCAGCUCCUCGAGCGCCAGCUGAUUGACCUCGAAAGAGAACAGUCGCAGUUGCAGAGCAGUCUAGACGCCAAACUUGUCGACGAGCGAACAGCCAUACAACGAUGGAAGGUAGCAGAGCGGACUAUAGGAGACCUCCAGGACCAGAUCGACCGCAUCGAGAAGGAAUCCCGCGCCGAACGCCAGCGCCACAUGGAAGUCGUGGCACGCAUGGAGCGCAGGAUGGCUGUCGAAGAAAACCUCCACUCCGCCGCCGGCAGGCUCAAGGCUAAAGCAGGGACUGACAAGGGCGGGCCCAACGUCGUCUCCCACUUUGUCAAGGACAUUCUACUCGAUAACGCGAAUUUGCAACACGGAAUACUGGAACUGCGCGAGCUACUGGGCAACUCGAACGAAGAGGUAGAGCGCUUGCGAGACCAACUCAAAGUCCACCAGCCGGUAUCGAAUUCAUCUGAAGACGUCACGAGCCCUUCACUGCAGAAAGAACUGGAGAUGGAACAAGAAGCGUCACUACAGCAGGAACUACACAUACAUCACCACUACCACGGCCCCAAGGUUUCUCGCAACGUUCCCAAACCGCCCGCGCAGCGGCGGCCAAAGAAGAAGCGCUUCUCGCUCACCCCGACACACUUUGACCCGCCUCCGACGCUCGACCGCUCAUCUACGGCGACAAUACUGGAACACACUGCCGUCACUGUACCAAACUCGCACAGAUGGUCUCAAGCGUCGACUCUCACACCAGGCUCUUUCGCGGGCUCGCCCGUAUCAGACUCCCACCGCGGCUCAAUGUACGACCGCGUCUUCAGCGAGGCCUACGACUCAUCCCGUCCCACCAGUCCCCCUGAUUCAAUCGACUUCCAGUCGCCCAUGUUCGGUCCCGUCAAGUCCAACGACUACAGCUCUGACCCCGACGCUAUGCCUCCGAUGAUGCGGCGAUCAUCUGGCACACUCGAGGUGGCCAAGAGUGGGAGCAAACAUCUCCGCCGCAAAUCCCGCGGCCUCAUGCCACCCAGCCUUUCCACAAUGCGCAGCUCCAGCACACCGAUUGCCCUGACAACUAAGAGUAGUCCUGCAACGGCUGUGAUAUCGGCUGUCAGCCCCGCAAACUCCUUCUCGGAUGCUAGCUUCACGUUAUCGCCAUACCUCCAGCAGACGGAGCCCCAGGCCGCCAUUCCAGAGGAGCGGGAGAGUGAAGAGUCCUCGCUUCUAACAGCAGUGCCUUCACUCAUGACAUCCACGGGCGACUUUGAGCCCGACGACCUUGUCUCCCCCAUGACAGCCAUGCGCCCUGCAAUGCGUCGUCACGCUUCCCACGAAUCCCUCAUCUCUGUCUCUGGCAUGGACAUCCACACUUUGCAGUCUCGGCCCUCACAACUCCUCUACUCCAACGCCGCACGCUUCGCCACCCCAGGCAACGCCGGCUCCGUCGGGCCCGAACUCACACCCUGGACUGCCACCGCCCACGGCACUCUGAGCAAUAAGACGAGUCAGAGCAGCAUGGCGCAGCGGGAUAGGUUGUACGCGAACAUUGCGAGCCAGAAGCGCGGGCCGAGGAAGAGCGAUGGGCCCCAGGUUGCCAGUGGCAGCGGACAAGGCCUUACAAAGAAAGUCGGAGGCUGGGUGUUUGGCAAGUGGGGUGCUAGUCCCGCUCCCGUCGUCUCUCCCCCUGCUACAGCCACUAGUACUACGGACAAUCGUGCGCCUUCGAUCCUUAGUCAGGAAACACAAUCCACGCAAGACUCGCAGGCUACUCAGGACUCGCAGGCUAGUGAGGGUACGACCAAAGAUGGGGAUAGGAAGAAGAAGCCAAAGUUGAGGCCGAGUGGCGUCAAUCAGAAUGGUCCUAUUUGGGGCUUCUUUGAUGAGGUGCCGGAUGCGCCUACCAAGGUUGUUGUGCAGGAUUAUGAUGCUGAUGCAUUGGGGGAGGCGUUGGCUGAGGCUUCGUAA